CUGGUAAGUCAUUUUCCCCUUUUACCCUCGCUCAAACAAUGCAGAGAAUCAGAGAUGGUGCUCCAAGCUCCUGUCAUUCGACGUCGUCCGAUUAUCUUCACCAUUUCCUAAACCUCAACAACUACUUUCUUCCCCCGUUACCACCUCCGCCGCAGUCUCUUCCAUUCCUCUGUCCCAAAUUACUCAUUCUAUGAUUCCUCCCAAUUUUGGUUCCCUGCUAUUCUCUGCCCCUUCAACAUUACAAGUUACAUCAAGCUCUAAUAGGUCUUAUUCACUUCCUGUCUCUGUAAGUUAGGGUUUAUAUUUUGCUCGAUAUUUUUGAAUUUGGUAUUAUAUUAUGAUACAAAAUCCGAUGAAUUGAGGUGGGAUAGCUUAUGUAAAAAUUUGGUUGUUACUAUGAACAACAGUUUGCAUUCUCUGAGAUGCUUACUAGAAAAAUGUAGCAAAAACGAGAAUCUAAUCACCCAAAUCCACGCUCAUGCCACAACCCUAGGUCUCUUUCGCACUCAACAAGAUUUUCGCGUGUAAGCUACUCAACAUAUACGCCAAAAAGUUAAACAAUCCAACCAAAGCUCAGGGGAUCUUUGAUCAGAUUCAUAACCCAGAUAUAGUUUCAUGGACUUGUCUCAGGUCUCUUUACUUGCAAAACCAACAACCCUUCAAAACGCUCUCUUUAUUUUCUAACAUGAUCGUGUCAACUGGGUUGAACCCAGAUGGGCAUUGCAUCGUGGCUGCACUUUCAGCUUGUGGCUCUGCUAAGAAUCUGGUGGUUGGGAAGAUAGUUCAUGGGAUGGUGUUGAGAUAUGAGUUGGGUGGUGAAGAACCCAUUGUUUCCAAUGCUUUGAUUGAUCUCUACAGUCGAAAUGGUCAAAUAGGUUUAGCCAGGAGAGUGUUUGAAUCCAUGGUUGUCAAAGACGUUGCUUCCUGGACAAGUUUGCUAAAUGGCCAUAUCAUAUGUGGUGAUAUUGUUUCUGCUGGCCAAGUGUUCGAUGAAAUGCCUGUGAGAAAUGUCAUCUCUUGGACUGCCAUGAUAGUGGGCUAUGUCCGAAGCAAAAACGUUAUCCAUGGAUUAAAACUGUUUAGGGAGAUGAGAAGUGAUUACAUUUAUCCUACUUCAAUCACAAUAGUAGCUGUUCUUUCCGGUUGUGCAGAUGUUGGUGCCCUUGAUUUUGGUGGAUCAUUGCAUGGAUACAUUAACAAGAUAUCAAAUCUUGUCACUGAUGUCUCAGUGAACAAUGCUUUGAUAGAUAUGUAUUGUAAAGGGGGAAACCUCGAAUUGGCCACAAGGGUAUUCAUGAAAAUGUAUAAAAAAGAUGUCUUUUCUUGGACAAGUAUGAUUUCAGGAUUAGCUCUUCAUGGGAAAGGAAGAUUAACACUUAAAGUGUUUAAUGAUAUGGUAUCAAGUGGAAUGACCCCAAAUGAUGUUACAUUUUUAUCAGUUCUAUCAGCUUGUGGUCAUGGAGGACUAAUUAAGGAAGGAAUGUCUCUUUUUACCAAAAUGGUUCAUGAUUAUGGUUUAAAACCAACAAUGAAACACUAUGGUUGUAUGGUGGAUCUUGUUUGUAGGGCAGGGGAUUUAAAAGAAGCACUCAGGUUGAUUGAGAUGAUGCCUUUUGAACCAGAUGCUGUUAUCUGGAGAUCUGUUUUGAGUGGUUGUAUGAUGAAAAGAGAUGUAGGGUUAGCUGAAAUUGUAGCAAAGAAAAUAGUGGAAUUAGAACCUUAUGAUGAUGGAGUGUAUAUUCUUGUUUGGAAUUUAUAUCGGUUAACAAACAAGUGGGAAGAUGCAUUAAAGACAAGAAAGGUUAUGAGAAGUCAAAAGAUUAAGAAACAGCCUGGGUGUAGUUGGAUUGAGAUUAAUGGUUUUGUUCAUGAAUUUACUGCAGAGACCACAAUUCAUUAUGAGUUUAUGCAUACUAUUUUACAUGUUUUAGGUGAACAACAAACAGUCUGA
Messenger RNA from Lactuca virosa, 1951 nucleotides. Lineage: Eukaryota; Viridiplantae; Streptophyta; Magnoliopsida; Asterales; Asteraceae. The record is from the annotation of a GenBank genome assembly.